This is a messenger RNA of Aedes albopictus (Asian tiger mosquito), 639 nucleotides long. It is a transcript of the gene Atg12, whose product is annotated as autophagy protein 12-like. Bases 115 to 477 code for a protein of 120 amino acids. Lineage: Eukaryota; Metazoa; Arthropoda; Insecta; Diptera; Culicidae. Gene Ontology annotation, biological process: autophagosome assembly; nucleophagy; autophagy of mitochondrion. The transcript has 3 exons. The record is from RefSeq and is a predicted model, not a curated record. Gene Ontology annotation, cellular component: phagophore assembly site membrane; cytoplasm; Atg12-Atg5-Atg16 complex.
AGUUGACUGAUAAAUUUAGUAAACAAAAGUUGCAUUUUUCAUGUUGUAUAUAAACUUCGUACGAAAAAAUAAAUUUUCACCGAUAAACUUAAAAAGUUACAAUCCAAAAAAAAAAUGACUGACGCGGUUGCGGAAACAUCUGACAAGGAGCUGGCGUCAAACGUUGAAAAUCUUUCUCUAGAACCCCAGAAAGUGGAAAAACAGGAAGCCAAAAAGAUUGAUAUUAUUCUGCACGCCACCGGUAGCGCUCCGAUAUUGAAGCAGAAGAAAUGGGCCGUCGAUCAGGAGAAACCGAUCAGCGCUAUAAUCAAAUUUAUUCACAAAUAUCUCAAGCUGGAACCCGGCGAAAAAUUGUUUUUAUACAUUAAUCAAACAUUCGCCCCAUCUCCGGAUCAGAUCAUCAAGAAUCUGUACGACUGCUACGGUGCGAAUGGGAAGCUAGUGCUGCACUACGCCAAGAGUCAAGCCUGGGGAUGAAUCACGCUUUGUUCCGGUAAGAGACCAAUUAUUUUCAAAAACUGCUUGUUCGACGUAUUAGUCUACUUUCUACAUUCUGAUUCUAAGUCAUUUGAUGUAAGACAUUAACCGCAGCCUCAUUAAAGAAUGCGUGGCAGAUGCUCGUGCUACGCUUCCGCCUGA